AUGAAGAACAUAUCCAGAAGUGGUGACUUGAAGCCUAGAGAAAUUGGGGCCAUGCAAGAUUGUUUAGAGGAAUUGAAUGAUUCAAUAGAUGGACUCCAAAAGUCAAUGGAAGAAUUUAGUAUGAGCCAUGGUAAAGAUGACCCUAAAUUUGUACUUGAAAUGAAUGAUGUUGAGACUUGGGUAAGUGCUGCUUUAACUGAUGAUAAUACUUGCAUGGAUGGUUUUGAUGAAAGCAACAUGAAUGGCCAAUUAAAGACCAUGGUGAGAAAGUUCAUUUUAAGGAUUGCUCAUUUGGCAAGCAUUUCCUUGACUUUCAUAAACCAUUAUGCCGCGCAAUGA
This is a messenger RNA of Lycium ferocissimum, 339 nucleotides long. Its product is annotated as 21 kDa protein-like. Lineage: Eukaryota; Viridiplantae; Streptophyta; Magnoliopsida; Solanales; Solanaceae. The transcript has a single exon. Bases 1 to 339 code for a protein of 112 amino acids. Gene Ontology annotation, molecular function: enzyme inhibitor activity. The record is from RefSeq and is a predicted model, not a curated record. Gene Ontology annotation, biological process: negative regulation of catalytic activity.